AUGAAGAAUAAAAGGAGGAAAAAUAAAAAGAAUUCAUUAAACCAAUUUGGGAAUAAUGAUAAGUCAAGGGUUGUAAAGAGAAAGAAAUUGAAUGAAAAAACACAAAAUAAAGAGAACUCGAGUAAGAAAUUGGAAGUAUCAUUUUACAGUUACAAAAAUUUAUACUUAAAAGAUAUUCAUAAUUUUAUAGUUAAUUUAAGAAUAAAAAAAAGUAUUUUUAAAAAUGAAUUAUUUGUAAUAAAAAAUAACGAAAAUUUGAAUAAUUUAAUUAUAUGUCUUGUCCCGAAUUUAUCAAAUUGGUAUAUUAAAGACAUAACAACAAAUAAUGUAUUCAAAAAAUUACAGAAAAAUAAUAAUUUCAGAAAAGUUCAUAAAGAGAAAUGUGUAAAGAAUAAUUGCAGUAAUUUAAUUUUAAAAACAUUAAGUGUAUCUGUAUCUAGUAAUAAAAAAAAAAAUAAAUGUAAUGCACAUUUUAAUAUAGAGAAUUAUCUAUUAACUAAAGAACAGCUAUUAUUAAAUAAAUAUCCAAAUAAUAAUUCCCAUGAUUAUAUAAAUUUUGAUAAUAUUAAGUAUGUUAAAAGGGACAAGCAUAACAUAAGUGAUAUUAAAGAGUAUUUGUCUGUAACCAUGAAUUCUACAUACAUUAUGAAUGAUCCAUAUUUGCAUGUUCAAAAGCACGAAAAAAUGGAAGGAAAUUUCUUGGAAACGGAAAAGGAGAAUAAACAGUUUGGGAAUAAACAGGUAGAAAAUGUGCACUCAGAAAAUAUAAACGCAGAGACCAUACUUGCAGAGUAUGUUGAAGCAAAAAAUGAACCCUUAGAAAAGGAUAAAAAAGAAGAAUUCCUCACUGAUGAACAAAUUGAUCAAGAGCAAAAAAAUACAUUUACAAUCGAACACAUAAAUAUGUAUGCUGAUGCGUUACAAAAACUUUUAAAAGCAUCGACAAAUUGGAAAAAAAUACAUACAACGAAUAAGAAGCCACUUGUAAAAACAGAACUUGUACAUGUACCGAUUCAAAUUAAUGAAGAAAAUGAGAAAAAGGAAAAUAAUGAACUAAAUGGAAAUUCAAAUUUGUUUACCCUAAGUCCUGUAUUAUAUCAUAAAUGGAGCAAAAUCGGAAAUGAAAAAGAGUACGAUGAUGGUGUUGACCUGUGUAAUCAUUUGAAAGUUGGUCAAAUGGACACAAGCACUCUGUUAAAUGGUAGCUUAGGUUUGCUUGGGACACAUGAAAAAAGUCGAAACAGUGUUAAAAGCGAAAUGGGAAAGGAGAGUAGUAUCAACAACGAAAUCGGAAAAGGGAGUGAUGUCAACAACGACGUGGGAGAAGAGAAGUGUCUGAGCAGCGAAAUGUGUAAAGAAAGCAGCGUGAGUAGCGAACACAAUGGAGGUGAAGAGAAGGAGGAAGAGAUCCCCUUUGGUGAUUUCGAUUUAAACAAUAUUUUUAGUAUAGACUGUGAAAUGUGCGAAACGACAAACCACCAAAGAGAAUUAACAAAAAUUACCGUCGUCGAUGCUUAUAUGAAUAUUGUAUAUGAUUCUUAUGUUGUACCUGAUAAUAAAAUUACGAAUUAUUUAACACUGUACUCAGGUAUAAAUGAAAGUACCUUAGAAAAUGUAAAUACCAAAUUAAAAGAUGUGCAAGAAUAUUUAAAAAAAAUUCUAAAUAAUAAAUCUAUUCUAAUUGGACAUUCCCUUGAAAAUGAUUUACAUGCACUAAAAAUAAAACAUGAUUAUGUAAUUGACACUUCAGUAAUAUAUUCGGGUUCUAAUUAUUAUUUUAUAAAACCCUCCUUAUUCAAUCUUUCAAAAAAGCAUUUAAAUAUUACUAUGAAAAGAGACAAUGGUCAUAACUCCAUUGAUGACGCCAAAAUAAGUAUGUUCCUGGCCAUAAAGAAGAUUAGCGAGUUUGGCGCAAACGAGUUCAGCAGCUUUUACCACCCCCUUCCCCUUUUUCUUAACAGAGAUAAUUAUUCGAACAUAGCCAAUAACAUAAUUCAAGAAGAGGAUAUAUGUUUUAAGUAUGAGAAAAACUUAUGUAUAUAUGAUUCAAAGAAUAAAUAUAUUGAAGAGAAAGUGCCAAAGAUUUUUUUGAAAAAUUGUUUCCACUGUGUGUGUGAAAAUGAUGAUGAAUGUGCAGAAAAUUUAAUUAUGAAUUUAAAAAAUAAAAAUAAAAUAAAAAAUUAUAUUUUAAUAUUUAGGGAUUAUGAAAAUUUAUGUAAUGAAAAAAUGUACAACUGUUUUAAGAAUGCUAAUAAUGAGAAUUUUAAAAUUGAAAAUAAUGAAAAAAUGUUUGAAUUUCCAAGUAGAGUUGAAGCAAAUGAAAUAUUAAAUAAGCUUAGCUCAAAUAUUGAAAAAAUUUAUAAUAAUAUGGGGAAAAAUGACGCUUUAAUACUUUUAUCAUUUAAUGACAACUAUUUAGCUGAAGAAAAAAUUAAAGAAACAUUAUGUACAGCAAAAGAUAUAUUUUAUUCUGCAAAAGAUAUUAAUGAAAAAUUAAAUAAUGUUGAUCAAAAAAUAAAAUCUUUAGAAGAAUUUAUAAACAGAAAAAAAAAAGACAAUGUUUGGACAAAAAUUCAUUUUUUUGAAUUCCAGCAUUUAUUAUAUACAUAUGAUAAAUGUAUUUUAAAUUAUUUGAAUGAAAAUAGGACCAAUGAAAAAAAUAUGUUCAUUAUUAACUCACUUAGAACGUUAAGAAAUACCUUAUGUGUCAACGACAAAAAAAGGAACUUCAAUGGCUGGUUUUCCAUUCUCCUCAAAAGUUAA
This is a messenger RNA of Plasmodium malariae, 2763 nucleotides long. Its product is annotated as exoribonuclease, putative. Gene Ontology annotation, cellular component: nucleus. Bases 1 to 2763 code for a protein of 920 amino acids. The record is from RefSeq and is a predicted model, not a curated record. Gene Ontology annotation, molecular function: exonuclease activity; nucleic acid binding. Lineage: Eukaryota; Apicomplexa; Aconoidasida; Haemosporida; Plasmodiidae. The transcript has 2 exons.